Messenger RNA from Struthio camelus australis, 3137 nucleotides. The record is from RefSeq and is a predicted model, not a curated record. Lineage: Eukaryota; Metazoa; Chordata; Aves; Struthioniformes; Struthionidae.
AGAUACUAAAAGCCCUCAUCUUUGAUAUCAGGAGUUGAUCAUCCUCUUCUUUUCUCUUAACAAAGAGAGCUUUAACUCCUCUGACUUCUGUGAAGAGGCUUCCAGUUAAAAAGCUGCUUAAGCAAAACCAGAAUCAGGCCCUGCACAGUCAGGAUGUGAGAGGAAAGCUUUCUUGGUGUCUUAAUCAAGGAAUGCUCCCAAAGAAGAAACAUACAAUCUAUGAUGAAGCAGUAGAAUGCAUCUAUUAACAUAUUUACUUCCCCAGUAGCGAUGUUUUUCAUGUGACCCCUUUCAUUUUUCAGAUGAGUGAUUUUGGGAUCAGGAACAUGGAUCAAGUAGCUCCUGUGUCAAACAUGUACAGAGGAGUGCUCAAGCGUCAACCAGCAUUUGACACCGUUGAUAGUUCAAGCUCUCUCUUUGCUGGAUAUUUUUUCUCACUAAAUGAAGAUCAAACACUUCAAGAAGUGCCAACAGGAUUUGAUUCUACUUCUUAUGAGUCAAACAACUGUGAAUUGCCUCUGUUAACCCCAUGCAGUAAGGCUGUGAUGAGUCAGGCCUUGAAAGAUACUUUCAGUGGUUUCACAAAGGAACAGUAUCGACUUGGUAUCCCAAAUAAUCCCUGGCUAUGGACUGAACAGCAGGUUUGCCAGUGGCUUUCAUGGGCUACCAAUGAGUUUAGUUUGGUAAACGUGAACUUUCAUCAGUUUCUUAUGAAUGGCCAAGACUUAUGCAACCUGGGCAAGGAGCGUUUCUUGGAAUUGGCACCUGAUUAUGUGGGUGAUAUUCUGUGGGAGCACCUGGAGCAGAUGAUAAAAGACAGCCAAGAGAAAACGCAGGAUCAGUAUGUGGAGAACUCUCAUCUCACCUCAGUUCCUCAUUGGGUCAAUAAUAACUCCUUAACUGUUAAUGUGGAUCAGGCCCCCUAUGGUAUGCAAAUGCCUGGAUACCCUAAAGCCCUCAGUUACCCUAAACCCAGUAUCUUGAGUGACAUCUGUCAGACUUCCACGGGACCAAAUCUUCUCAAUCCAGAACAAGAGUUUCCGUUGUUCCCUAAAACCCAAAUAGAUGCAGUUGGUGUGAACUAUUGUGCAGUAAACCAAGACUUCACGAGAAGCAAUCUGAACUUGCUCAUAGAUAAUUCUGGCAAACUUAGAGAACACGAAUCUAGCGACAGUGGUGCAGAAAGUUAUGAAAGCUCAGAUUCGAUGCUACAGUCUUGGAACAGCCAGUCAUCAUUAGUGGACUUACAGCGUGUGCCAUCCUAUGAGAGUUUUGAAGAUGACUGUAGCCAGUCUUUGUGUCUGAACAAACCUACAAUGUCUUUCAAAGACUAUAUUCAAGAAAGAAGUGAUCCUGUAGAGCAAGGGAAGCCAGUUAUACCGGCAGCAAUUUUAGCUGGCUUUACAGGCAGUGGACCUAUACAGCUAUGGCAAUUCCUUCUGGAGUUACUGACUGACAAAUCCUGUCAGUCAUUUAUUAGUUGGACUGGAGAUGGAUGGGAGUUUAAACUUGCUGACCCAGAUGAGGUGGCACGGAGGUGGGGAAGAAGGAAAAACAAGCCAAAAAUGAACUAUGAGAAACUGAGCCGAGGCCUACGCUACUAUUAUGACAAGAACAUCAUCCACAAGACUUCAGGGAAACGAUACGUAUAUCGCUUUGUAUGUGACCUACAGAACUUGCUGGGGUACACAGCAGAAGAACUUCAUGCGAUGCUCGGGGUGCAGCCCGACACAGAAGACUGAGCCUACUGAUCUCAGGCUGAACUGGCAAAGAUCACAUGUUGGAACUGUGACUGGGAACCAUCUGUGGUCAGUUCUUCUGACUGCUCAGAUUGGUGCAACUGUUAAGAAAUAAGGACCUUAACUGAUUUUGUAACCAGGGAAAGUUAGAAGGAAAUGGCCUUAUUUCAUCAGUGGCUUCAGAUGUGGCCAUGUCGGGCAUUUGAGCAGCAUGGAAGUCAGCACAGAUCCUAGCUCUGUCACGAAGAUGCAGAAAUGCUCCAGGGCUAAGCAUUUCGGCUACUUACACUGCCAUAUAAAGCAUUUUGGCUACUUACUGCCAUAAAAUAAUGGGUUGGCUUUAAAACCAAAGGUUGGAUGAGAAACCAGUGAUGCAGCAGAAUUAUUGUUCAGAUUUUUAAAAUAUCAUCCUUGCUUAUAUCAUGCAAUUUAUUUAAAAAAAAAAAAACAAAACUAAUUUAUUUUAAAAGAGCAGUAAGAAGAAUUGGUAUUAAGUGUUUUCUUCUAAGGCACGUUUUACUGUCAAUAUUACUCCAGAAAUGUGCUGCAUAGGUACAUAAAGAGUCUGUGUCCAAAACAAGAUGUAGCAACUGUUCAAAAAAACAACACAAAAGCCCUUUUAAGAAGGGAAGGAAAAUCAUACCAUUUCAAUAUUCAGUUUGUAUAUAUUCUGUGAUUCUUUUUGAAAUUCUUUAAUAUUCCUAUUUAACAGAUAUUGUAUAGUGUAAAUUAAACUAACUGUACGUGUCUUGAACUAGGACGAAUGUAAACUUAACAAAUGGUUGUUUCAUGUUUGUCUAGGAUAUACAACCUUCUGAAAAUAUUUAAGUGGCCUGAGAGACAGCAUAAGUGCUCAGCAUGCAUGCAUAUGGUAUGCCUAUCACAUGAAAUGUGUAAGGGGCGGGGGUUGGCUAAGUAUUUUGCCAAGACCGACGCUGGCAAUUCUUUGUGCAUUUUGGCAUUUUUACAAGAAACUAAUAUUAUAUUCUGGGACAUAAAGGGCCUAUUCGUGGUUUCUUCUGUAACUGAAAAUGAAAAUAUUAAUAUGGAUAAAAUUACCUUUUUUUCCUUUAAAAAUGGCAUAUGUUUUUCAACUUCUAUGCAUGUCCUUUUCAAAAAAUUUAUAUACAAGCCUAUUUUUUCAGUUGACUUGUCUCUUCUUCCUGCAGUUUAUCCUGUAUGAUUAAAAUAUGAAUUCUAUUUUUGGAAAUAACUGUGACUCCUUUUCAAAGAUCAGGAGGGAUUUAUGUAGCAGCUAUUUUUACUGCAAAAAAAACAAUUCACUGGAAAAAUGUACUUUGUAAGAAAGCUUUAUUUUUUAUCUGAGCUUGAUGUACAUUUAAAUGUGUUGUAUAGUGUGAGAGGUUUAAAAACAUGAAUCCUUAUUAAAACCUCUUG